Raphanus sativus (radish) is the source of this 1636-nucleotide messenger RNA. Its product is annotated as pentatricopeptide repeat-containing protein At1g02150. Gene Ontology annotation, cellular component: mitochondrion. The transcript has a single exon. Lineage: Eukaryota; Viridiplantae; Streptophyta; Magnoliopsida; Brassicales; Brassicaceae. Gene Ontology annotation, molecular function: protein binding. The record is from RefSeq and is a predicted model, not a curated record. The coding region runs from base 5 to 1531 and encodes 508 amino acids.
AGAGAUGCUGCUUCAGGCGGUACAGAAUCGCAAUGUUCCGCUGGCUUCCUCCUCCGCCUCAUAUGCUCGCCUCCCUCGCCCCAAAUUACCACCCGUCGUAGUCUCCGUUGCUCCAAUGAAGAAGAAGACGGCGGCAAUAAUCGUGUGCUCCAUCUCCCAGGUGUAUGGCUACGGAACGGUGGACUACGAGAGAAGGCCGAUUAUCCAGUGGAAUGCAAUCUACAAGAAGAUAUCUCUGAUGGAGAAGCCGGAGCUGGGUGCGGCCUCCGUCUUGAAUCAGUGGGAGAAAGGAGGCCGUAAGCUUACCAAGUGGGAGCUCUGUCGGGUCGUCAAGGAGCUUCGCAAGUAUAAGCGUCCUAACCAAGCUCUUGAGGUGUACGACUGGAUGAACCAGCGAGGCGAAAGGUUUCGGUUGUCUGCAAGUGAUGCUGCCAUCCAGCUCGACCUCAUCGGCAAAGUCCGUGGUAUUUCAGACGCCCAAGACUUCUUCCUCACUCUCCCUGACAACUUUAAGGACCGCAGAGUCUAUGGCUCCCUCCUCAAUGCCUAUGUUCGGGCCAAGUCCAGAGACAAAGCUGAAGCCCUGAUCGACACUAUGAGGCAGAAAGGUUACGCCCUUCACCCUCUUCCCUUCAACGUUAUGAUGACUCUCUACAUGAACCUUAGGGAGUACGACAAAGUUGACGCUAUGGUCUUCGAGAUGAAGCAGAAAGAUAUUCGUCUCGACAUCUACUCCUACAACAUCUGGCUCUCCUCCUGCUCCUCCGUUGACCAAAUGGAGCUUGUCUAUCACCAGAUGAAAUCUGAUGCUUCCAUCAAUCCCAACUGGACCACUUUUAGCACCAUGGCCACCAUGUACAUUAAGAUGGGCGAAUCCCAGAAAGCUGAGGAUGCCCUGAGGAAGGUUGAGGCCAGGAUUACUGGCCGUAAUCGUAUCCCUUAUCACUACCUCUUGAGCUUGUACGGCAGCCUUGGUAACAAGAAAGAGCUGUUCCGGGUUUGGAAUGUCUACAAAUCUGUUGUACCCAGCAUUCCCAAUCUGGGAUACCAUGCUCUCGUCUCCUCCUUGGUGAGGAUGGGAGAUAUUGAAGGUGCCGAGAAGGUAUAUGAGGAGUGGCUUCCUGUCAAGUCUUCUUUUGACCCCAGGAUACCUAACCUUCUUAUGAAUGUGUACGUUAAAAACGACCAGCUGGACAAGGCUGAAGGGUUGUUCGACCACAUGAUUGAAAUGGGGGGAAAGCCGAGCCCAGGUACUUGGGAGAUUCUAGCCGAUGGUCAUACCAGAAAGAGGAGUAUCACACAGGCUUUGGCUUGUCUGAAACAAGCUUUUUCUGCGCAAGGGUCCAGCAAUUGGAGGCCCAAGGUGUUGGUGCUCUCAGGCUUCUUCAAGCUCUGUGAAGAGGAGUCGGAUGUUACUAGUAAAGAGACCGUUUUGGAAUUGUUGAGGCAAUCGGGGCACCUUCAAGACAAAUCUUACCAAGCUCUUAUUGAUGCUGCAGAAGAAAAUGAUGAGACCGCAACUGCAAGAUGAUUUGUAAUAAGAGUAAGAUAGAUUUAGAUCUGGCUGUAAAAGAGGAACCGGAAUCAAAAUGAGCCCCUAAAUUACAGUUAGUACUAAAACAUGAAUGAUUUGCUU